Messenger RNA from Camelina sativa (false flax), 1320 nucleotides. RefSeq lists its product as uncharacterized. The record is from RefSeq and is a predicted model, not a curated record. NCBI's taxonomy places the organism in Eukaryota, Viridiplantae, Streptophyta, Magnoliopsida, Brassicales, Brassicaceae.
ACCCGUCACGAGUCUAUCCAACAAACUUAACGUCGCUUCUUCUUCUUCUUCAGUCGGAAGGUCUACGGUGAUUUAAAAUAAGUUUUCUUCUUCCGAAAUUAGGGUUUUCUGGGAUUCAUGUAUCGAUAAAGCCAUGGCUGAAGGGGAAGACGUUUCAGGGGUUUCUCUUUCUGUUAGAAACGAGGAAGAUCUUUCUCCAGAGUCUUUAGCUUGGGCUGAUUCCUGCAUCAUCAGCUUUCCAGAUGAUUCAGACCACAAUCAUUGGGCAACUUUUAGAGAUGCUUUAACUGAAAUCAUCGAUAUCCAUCCGGAGAUGUUUGUUCCUUCAUCAACUAGUAGUGCCCUGCCUCCAGACGAGGAUAUGACUGAAUCCGAGCCACUUGAACUACUACGGUCAUUCCAACCCGAAGCUGAUUCAGCCAACUCUAAAUAUAAUUCAUCGAAUGAAGAAGUCAGUGAGAUUGUCUCUUUGAUAACCUUUGAGUCAGACCCGUCAAAGAAUUCUUUACAAGAUCAUUACUUUUCAGAGCCCAUAGCUGAGAAUGGAACCCCUGAACCAGUUGACGAUCCUACUAAUGAUCUUGGAGGUGUUGAAAGUAUAGAAGAAGAUGGGUCAGUGAGCAAUGGAGAGGCAGAAGAAGAAAAAGAACCAGAGUCAGUAUCGUCUCAAGUCUUCAAGGAUGAUUUCAUGAGCACAUACAUUCAAGAAAACGUUGACGAUUCUAACGUUACAGAGGAUCCGGUCAAAGUAACUCAGCAAGAGAUUUUCAAGGUGUGGGAUCUGGAGAUUGUGGGGGACGAUGAUGAGGAAGAUGGAUUGGUGCUGCAGCUGAAGAAGGCCCUCGAUGAGUCUUCCACGGUCCAAACCCUUCCACAGCCACUGCUGAAUGAUGUUGCGGAGAAGAGCAGUAUCGAUGACCUGAUAGCUGGGAUCUCGGAUCUGUCUAUUGCAGAAACUUUUAAGUGAAAGAUGAAGUUUAAGAAGUAUGUGUUUUAUAUGACAUCACUCUUUUGCUUUACUAUCCUUAACCGGCACAAACCGGUUUUAAGAUUUCUAAACCUGCUAGACUAGACCGAAGGUUUUUAAGGGUCAAUUUGGUGUAUACACGACCCACUUGGCCACCUGUUGUGCAAUGGUGGAGAUGAGAUUGCAGUCUUAUCUCGACCGUUGGUGUAGACUUCGCAAUCUCUUAAAAUCUCCAUGCUUAACCUCAGCCUUAAGAAAACUCACGGGAUCACGCCCUCACAAAGUCAUUUUCUCUGGAUGUAACUUCCUGAACGCAUCUUUGGUUCUAAAUUCUAAAAGGGAAAAUUUUAAUA